GGGUCUGCUGAUUCUGGACUGCCGAAACAUGCAUGAUAGCGCUGGUGAUCUUGCCCUUUUGCCCCUGCAAGAGCUCAACACUCGUGCCAUCGCGCGCAUCGAUUGGGCCGAUGCCCUCCUACGCAAGCAAGGCAUUGACGUGGGCGAGGAAGCCUUCCGUCGCCGCGAAAUGUCGUCGCGCUCCCGACAACGCUUUGACCUCCUCUUUGAUGCCGACGAUCUCUUCAUUGCCCAUCUCGCUGCCACAGCUCCUUGGGUGCCCAUCAUCAAACACCUUCUCGGUGUCGACUUCAAGUGCCAAGUGAGCGUCGUCUACUCUCGCCCGGGAGCUGAGGAGCAGACCUGGCAUGCUGACGGGCCUCAUAUCAGCCAUACCGCCGACUGGAAUGGCCGUGGCGCCUCGGCACCCUAUGCCCUCUGCGUCUUUUUGCCCCUCAUGGACCUCGACCGGACAGUCGGAUUCACUCAAUUCUGGCCGGGCUCCCACAAAUAUGAUUCCCUCCUCGGUUUUGGACACGCCUGUACCCUCACAGAAAGCACCCUCGACGGUCUGGUCUCGCUCGGCCACGCCGUCAUGUAUGACUAUCGCACCAUUCACCGAGGUAUGCCCAAUACGAGCAAAAAUACCCAGCGUGCCCUCCUGCAAUUUCUGUAUCAUGUGCCGUCUUAUGCAGAGGCUCGCAAUUACGGCACACAAUCGCUACUGGACGUGUUCUAA
This is a messenger RNA of Monosiga brevicollis MX1, 718 nucleotides long. RefSeq lists its product as uncharacterized. The record is from RefSeq and is a predicted model, not a curated record. Lineage: Eukaryota; Choanoflagellata; Craspedida; Salpingoecidae. The transcript has 5 exons. The coding region runs from base 29 to 718 and encodes 229 amino acids.